This is a messenger RNA of Phycomyces blakesleeanus NRRL 1555(-), 1518 nucleotides long. RefSeq lists its product as hypothetical. Gene Ontology annotation, cellular component: membrane. Lineage: Eukaryota; Fungi; Mucoromycota; Mucoromycetes; Mucorales; Phycomycetaceae. The coding region runs from base 1 to 1518 and encodes 505 amino acids. The record is from RefSeq and is a predicted model, not a curated record. Gene Ontology annotation, molecular function: transmembrane transporter activity. The transcript has 5 exons. Gene Ontology annotation, biological process: transmembrane transport.
AUGGCAAAGCUUCGAAGAGAUUCUUGCGAAAUGGAGAUGAAAAUGGUCAAUAAAGACUAUGAUACCUCUCCAGCUACUGACAUAGAACAGGAUCGUUACAAUUUUGCGUACGACUAUUCAGAAGGCUCAAUAAUAUCUGCUGAAGAGAAAGUACUUAUCCGGAAGCUUGAUAUGUUUGUGAUGCCUAUCAUUUGUAUUAUUGAUUUCAUUCAGUAUCUUGAUAAAGCUACGAUCAACUACGCUGGUGUAUUUGGAAUUCAGAAAGACUUGAAUCUCCAAGGAAGUGAAUUUAGUUUUUUGGGAUCAAUUUUCUAUCUUGGCUUCCUGAUCUUCCAGCUGCCAAACAAUUACUUCCUCCAACGCUUACCUUUGAGUCGCUACAUUGGUUCUCUUGUACUUCUUUGGGGAACAUCUCUUCUGUGUACCGCAUUUGCAACAAAUUUCUCUCAGGCUGCUGCUUUACGUUUUCUUCUAGGAUUGUUUGAAGCCGGGAUCUACCCAUGUCUGACACUACUGAUCAGUACUUUCUACCGCCGCUCAGAGCAGAUUACUCGACUCAGCGCCUUUUGGAUUUUCAAUGGGCUCGGAUUCAUAGUUGGAGGGUUUAUAACUUAUGGUAUCGGGCGAAUGGAGAAUUUACAUGGUCUUGCACAAUGGAAAUGGAUCAUGUUUAUUUUGGGUGGUCUUACUUGCUUAAUUGGAAUCGCCGUAUUUUUCUUCUUGAUUGAUCAUCCAAAGUCCCCUUAUUUGAAUCUAAAUGCCGAACAAGAGAUAUUGGUGGAAGAAAGAAUGCGCGAUAAUGCAGUGAUGCGAACCAGAAAUAUCAAGAAAGAACAUAUAUUUGAAGCUUUAAAAGACGUCCGAUGUUGGUGUUUCUGUUUUGCAUGCACGCUAUUGAAUUUGCAGAAUGGUGGUAUGACAGUCUACAGUAGUCAGAUCACUGUUGCCUUUGGUUAUACUGUAAGCUAUCAAGAUUUAUUGAAUCUUACAGUUCUAUCUACUGUGGGUAUUGGUGCUGCUGACAUUCUUUAUAUUGUUCUUGCUGUCUAUUUUGUCAAAAAGACCAACCAAACCAUCUACGUGGCGUGUGCUACAAUGUUCAUCAACAAUAUUGGUCUUUUAUUAUUGUUGGUAAUCCCUGUCCCGAAACUGAAAUUGAUCGGUCUUUACCUUGGAUGGACAUACCCGGCUGCUUAUGUUCUGAUACUUACUUCCAUUACGAACAACAUUUCUGGCUAUACCAAGAAAAUCUUUUUUAACGGUCUUUUUAUGGUAUUCUACACUAUUGGAAACUUUGCUGGUCCAUAUGUAGCCAGCAGCUCACCUGCUCCUCUCUAUCUUGGAGCAAUGAUUGGUUACAUAGUAGCCAAUUUUGGUGUGAUUGGUUUUUUGCUUCUCGCACGCUGGCGUAUGGCUACUGUGAAUGCACGCCGUCUAUCACAGCCCUCUACUAUGGCUACUAAUGUAGAAGAUGAUCUAACCGAUGUACAAGAUCCUAAUUUUAUCUAUCGAUUAUAA